AUGUCAAGAAUGUACAACUAUGGAAGGGUUUGUGCGACAGGGCUGAUGCUGAGAAAUAACAGUCUUGAGCUUUUUGCAGGUGGAAAACUUGGCCUCAGAAAAGAGAGAGAGAGAGAGAGAGAGAGAGAGAGAGCUACGGGAAUUAACCUGGAAACAAAGGGGAUAGAUAUUAAUGAUAGAGAUGAAUCAAAGAUAAAAGAGAUUGAAAUUUCUGCAUGUGUGAAGGUGCCUGUUGAAAGACUUCUUGCACCGAAGCCCACUUCACCACCUCCUCGGUCGACCAACACCUUGUUCACGGAGGCGGAUUGGGAGGUCCUCCGUCAGAACAGGAAUGAAAGAAAAUAA
Sphenostylis stenocarpa is the source of this 345-nucleotide messenger RNA. The record is from the annotation of a GenBank genome assembly. Lineage: Eukaryota; Viridiplantae; Streptophyta; Magnoliopsida; Fabales; Fabaceae.